UUAAGUAUACAGUAUGUGCUAGCCAUUUCUUGGGGGUGUUAUGCAUAGUGAUCCAAAAUUCUCAAUGUUCUGCUAAAGGACCUUAUACCAGGAAAUUAAAUGAGCUUGCAGUCAUGGGAUCAAAGAAAGAAUCUUUAAAUUCCUUAGGCCUGUCCUGUUAUUGCAGACUCCACCUUGAAACGUCAUCUUGGUAUGAUUACAAUAAAUGGUGUAAUACACCGAUGUGGUUGCACCAUUCUGUUACAAUAAUUAGACCAUACGACAUUAUGUCAUAACAUAAUAACGUCAUUUUGAAGAAGGUUAAUACUGUGGGUAUCAUAUGCCAUAGGAUUGGGUUUUCCGAUCGAUCCAUACUGUCAUACAUUCUAGAUUUUAGCUUAUAUCACUCUAGUGUAAACCACAAAAAUAAUCUAUUUGUGAGAUGGAAGGAGUUAUAAACGACGCAGAAAUAUCGCCCAUUAUUGAGGACGAAGUAAUUCAAGCAAACCAAAGUUACAUGACGAACGCAGCUGUGAAUAUGGCGAGUGAUCAGAGUCCUAUAACGUUGACAUUCAAUAAUUUACAAGUUUUUAUCGACAAUCGAAAGAUUCUGGACAAUAUUAGUGGAUCGGUCAAGCCAGGAGAAGUUUUAGCUGUGAUGGGACCAAGCGGUUCUGGAAAAACAACCUUGCUAAACUUUCUCGCUGGUCGCAAAGUAGGUGACACAAAAUCUGGCGAGGUCUUGCUAAAUGGCCGUCAUGUGAAUAAGAAACUGAGAAGAAAAAUAUGUUAUGUUUUACAAGAAGAUCUAUUCUUUGAAAAUUUGACAUUAAAAGAAACCUUGACUUAUUCAGCGUUACUAAGAUUACCAGAUAAAAUGCCAAAAGCAGAGAAAAUAAAGAAGGUUGAUGAAUUAUUGAAAUAUUGGAUCUUACAAAAUGUGCUGACACUAAAAUGGGUAGCUCUCUUAAAAGAGGUCUUUCUGGGGUGA
Molecule: messenger RNA, 970 nt
Organism: Dendronephthya gigantea
Lineage: Eukaryota; Metazoa; Cnidaria; Anthozoa; Malacalcyonacea; Nephtheidae
Product: ABC transporter G family member 21-like
Exons: 6
Coding region: 422-970 (182 amino acids)
Cellular component (GO): plasma membrane
Molecular function (GO): ATP hydrolysis activity; ATP binding
Source: RefSeq, a predicted model, not a curated record